AUGAAUGAGAUUGAACACGCAGUAAAUUCAAUUCAUAAAAUACUGAAGACACCACCAGAACAUUUGCUUACAGACUGUGGUAGAUCUCAACUAAUCGAUAUUUUCAACACUCUUAUUCCAUUUAUUAAUUCGAACUCACCAAGAAAAGAAUGGGCUCGAUUGAUUUGUCGACAGUUAAAUAGAUUCACAAAUUAUAAUCAUUCAAUCUUAAACAAAAUUUGGGUUCAAUAUCAUGAUGACAUCCUUUAUCUACAGGAGGAAACAAAUGGUGAGCAAGGUAUGGGUAGAGGUUGGAAUCAUUUUAAAAGAAUCAUAAAUUUCGAAAAAGAACUAGAACGCCGCGAGUCACAAUUUUACCUUGAAAUAAAUGAACAGAAAAGUUUGAAUCAACUAUUUUGUGAGCAUCAGAAGUUUUUCGAAAAAUAUCUUCUGGCAUGCAUUUCUCUCCAUUCAAAAGUAAAGGUGCACGGUUUGAUAGAGAAUAUUAAUGAUGCUCUUUGUACAAUUUACGAAUUAAAAGAAAGUUCGAUCAAUUCAGAAAGUCUACAGUGUCUUAAUAAAAAAUUAAAAUGUAUUGAGAUAGAUUUCGACUGCACAAAUAGAAAAUUCCAAAAUUUAACUUCCCAGUUUUCUAAAAAUGAUAACUCACAUAAGGGACCCAAUAGUAAUUUUAGCACCUUUUUACCUUCAGUCGAACAAAUAAAAAUAAAUAGGAGUGAUACUGUCGAGCACAUUACCAAUAUACUUCUAUGUAAUCGAUGGACUAUUGUAUUAGGAGAUCCAGGUAGUGGAAAAACUAGUCUCCUUAGAUGGAUCACAUGUGUUUUUGCUGAAUCAAUUCUUAAUGCUCAAGAGCGAAUAGUUUUAGAAGGAGAUGAUUCUAUUCCAGUUCGUGUUCCUAUUUUGAUUCGAAUUGGUGAAUUUGCAAUGUGGCUUAAGAAAUAUCCAACAAAGACACUAAUAGAUUAUGUUGGAGAGCAUACAUGGGAUUCAAAACGUUAUUGUCCUGAUGACAAUAAAAAUGUUUUGAAAGAAUUGAUAGCUCAUGGUCAUGCAUUGAUUCUUCUAGAUGGACUUGAUGAAAUUACUGAUGCCAGACAAAAAGGAGAGAUUGUUGACCUUGUGAGGAAAUUUGUUGAUAAAUAUGUGCGUGGACCUGAUUUUAUCUCGGCAUUCGAUGAUAGAAUGUUUCAUGGGACAUUGUUAUCGUUAUCCCAUGGUUAUCGUAACAUUGUUGAAACGAAGCCGCCGAGUGUACCUGGUGGUAAUCAGUUAAUUAUUACGAGUCGUAUUGUCGGUUAUCAACUGCAUCCACUUGUUGGUACUUUCAUCUGUCACUAUGCAUUUUUAUUAAUGGAUUAUAAUGAAACUAAGGAAUUUGUGAAAAGGUGGUUGUCCCAAAUUGAUAAAGCUGUACUAGAAAUUUCGUUGGAUGAAGGAAUUAAUCUUGAUCGAGAACUAGUAGAAAUUCUAUCGAAGAAACGAUAUAAUGUAUUGAAAGCAUUGUUAAAAAACAGUUCCGAUUUAGUAUCAAAUCCUUCUUUGCUAUCUUUGAUUUGCACAUUUACUUUUCAAUCACUCGAUAAAUUUAACCCUACAUCUCGAGUUGAAGUUUAUAAUCAUGCUGUUCAAAUAGCACUGCAUUCUUGGAAAAGUCAUGAAUCGAAAAUUUCGCAGAGAGUACUGACUAAAUUUUUGAUCGAUCUCGCUUGUUAUCUUCAUUUCCAUUCACCAUCUGGUCUCAUCGACGAGUACGAUAUAAAACAACUAUGUUGUUUAACCUUGCAACAACAAGGUCUAUCAUGUGAUCGUACAAAAUUACGUAAAUACGUCCGUAAUUUGAUACCAUUACUUGACUUUAACAUUGGCAUUUUCGCUGAACGAGGUUUACAGGUAUUUGGAUUUGUUCAUUUAUCAUUUCAAGAUUAUUUUGUUGCACUUUCACUUGUGCAUGGUUCGCCUGAUGAGGUUGCAAAACGUAUUCUUACAGUCGCCAUUCAUCCUCGUUUUCAUGAAUCACUACUUCUUGCUAUUGGUUGGAUUAGUUGGAGAUGGUCAUCUAAUAAUUAUGAUAGGUUCUGUAAUUUACUUAUUACUUCAUCGACACAAUACUCAAUUCCAUUUGGAACAAUUCUUUUUUUCGAAGCUUUCAAUGAUAUUCAAAGAUUACCUUCAAGUUCACUCAUCUUUAUUGCACUUAACAUUUUACUUGAUCAUCCAUAUUAUCCAAGUAAAACUACAUAUUUAAUGUCGGUUCUAUUGAAAUUACAUGAAAAUAUUAUAAUAGAAUGGAUGGAAACGCAAUUGAAAGAUGAAAAACGUCUUUCUAACUUUUGUCGAUGUUUAUUACAAAAUGCUGCGGCACAUAAGGAUGAAAUUGAAACUAAGCAGAAAUCGAUGCCAUCUGCUGUUUAUCAACAACUAUGGUUGUUACAUAAUAUUAGUGAAUCAGCCGAAUUGAUCAUCGAUCAAACCCUACGAAUAAUAAUGAGAUCGACUAGAAUGUCUGAUCAAAUCUUUAACGAAGAUUUAUCUUUGUAUUUACUGUCAAACAACAUUUCUAUAUCUGAUAGUCAUCCUUUAAUUAUUUCUGCCAUUAUUGGUGUAUGCGAUGGAGUAUGUUUUAGAGAAGAGAAAGGAAUAAUCAAAAUCGAUUUUUCAAUACAACAGAUACAUCACCAAUCGUCAAUCUUAACACCGAUUAUUGAAUAUUUCGCUAAUAUUAAUGAAUCUCAUUCAAUGAAAAUCGACAAACUCAUUCAACAAUAUGAAAGUAUUAUUGAAAAAUGUUUACCGUCGGAUAGUUCAAGUAAUGUUGUCGAUAGUUUUAUCGUUUUAAUUUGUUUGCAAGGACUCUUGCAACCAUUGAUUUAUCAAAAGCAUGAUAGGCAUAAAGCUUUAUCAGUGGCACUUGGUAGAUUAAAACGGACAUGGUUCUAUAUCAAAAAAUCAUUUAAUAGCUGUUUAUCUGGUAAUGACAAAUUACAUAGCAUAUCUUUCAUACAAUCUGAAGUUCAAUCAAUUAUCGACGAGUCCUUGUUACGACUUGAUCAGUCCGAUGAACAACGAACAUCAUUUUUAAUGGCAUGCGCAUCGGCAUUGGAAAAGCUAGGAAUGUGGAAUCACUCUGUAUGGAUCAACAGAGAUGAUUGUUAUGGCAACGAGGAUGGCAAACAUUUUCACCAUCAAUCUGGAUUUGAGAAUUUGUUUAGCGAAGAAAACCUAGAUGAAAUGAAAAUAAGUAUUCAUACACAAGAAAUGACGCAUCAAAAAUUGAUGUUGUUACUUAAUAUUCUACCACAAUCUCUACAGCAAUUGUAUUACGAUGCAAUAAUUUCAUCAACUAAUAAUACUAAUUCGUUCUCAAUAGUUGUGUUUUUAUCCGAAUGUUUAAUCCAUUUGGAACACUUUAAAAACGUUGAUUUUAAUAUUUAUCUUGCCUUACUACUGCUGUAUCCUUUGUUGAAAGAACACAUGCUCGAGAACUAUGCAUUAAUAUUUUACAAAGAAAAAUGUUCUUUGCUGACGUCAACCGUAGAUAAGAAUUGUAAUCAAUUAUUAAAAGCAAUACAUAGUCGUAAACUACUUGAUCCAUUUCUUAACUGUCAACCAGAAGAUUUGAAAUCACUCAUCAGUGUGGAGCAUCAGCGUAUUCGUGAAGCAACACAAUCAAUUCGAAGUCAGCAGAAAGAUCUGCGACUAUUUGCUGCAUCGAUUUCUCUUGCUCGACUUUUACAAGCUCAACACCGUUGUCGCCCAUCCCAUCCGAUAAAUACUAAUCUAAUCAAGUCUACAGAGAGCAAAACCGUAUACUCUACAAUAACAAAUAUAUUUGAUCCAUUUUUACGAAUCUUUGCUUUGAGCUGUGUAUUAGAUAUGAAUGAUCCGUUAAUCUUUGAUGAAAAUCAAAGAGAUCGCUUGCAAGAUGAAUUGACCGCUGAGUUACAGUCUCUGCUACCACAUGUCUCAUUACUGAAAGGAACUAUUUUACUUCUUCGAUGUCGCAAUUUAUGUUCUCAACAGAUGACGAGUACAAUUGCUGAAAAAUUUAGUAAUGAAUCACUUAACAAACAAAGUCGAAUUGAAGAAGCAGUAUUCGUUGCAUUGAGACAAUUCAAGGAUUCGAAUCUUUCACAUUGCUUAUCAGAUUUUGCUAAACGAAAAGAUAACUUAGUUGAUCUACUUCAAUUGAAAUCAGCAAUAUUCUAUCGUUAUUUUAAUAAAACAACAUCAUUUGGUUCAUCGAAUAAUAUUCUUCUAUCUUUAAUGUAUCUAUUUGAAUUGAUAUUUGAUACUGAAAUUCUCAGUAUGUAUGCAAGAGAUGAUAAGAAAAAUGAUAUCUUACCUUUGAAAGAGUUAAACAAAAUUUGGAAUGAAUCAUCAAAAGCUAAGAAAACUAUGACAUACAAUCUUGCAAUAUGGAUUACGAAUAAUUUGGAAAUGAUAGAUAAACAAAUUCUUCUGCAAAUAACACAAGAUAUGUGUGAAUGCUUAACGAUUGAGAGAAAAGCUCUUGCAGUGAUUGAAAAAUGGCUCGACUAUCGGACAGAUAAAGUCUUGAAGGUUUUAGCACACUAUGCUGCAUUGCAAUUGUUUAUUGAAGAGUCAACUAUUCCAGAUUUAAUCGAUAUCAUCAACGAAAUGUUUUGUAUUCGCGAUAAACGUAGUUUGGAAUCAAUUGUAGAAAAUCUGAUUAACUCUCGGCUUGCUAAUUCAAAUACUGUUCGUCAAAUUUUAAUCAUGUUACAUGAAAACGUUAAUUGUUAUUCGAAAAUCUCUGUUAAAAUUUCUUGUAAAGAAACGUUUGCAUUAUUUCUCGAUUUAGAACGGAAAAGAGUUACUUCAAACGUACUUAGAUCCUCUAAUGUUUCAUUGAAUUCAUUUUUAUCAAUGGCUAGUGGUUGUUCAUAUGACUUGGCUCCUAAUCUUGUCGAGAAUUUUCGUCUAUAUUUAAAUUUUCGAUCUGAAUUGGAAAAUUCUAUCAAAGAUGAAUAUUUUGCUGUUGUUAUCAAAUGGAUGUAUAAAAAUUUAACUUCGUAUUAUAACGAUGAGUUUUUCAUAGAAUUAUACAAGUACAUGCUUGCAAUUAUAGAUGUGAAACGAUUUCCUCUGAUUUGCAAGGUAAUUGUCAAUGCUCUUAUUAGAAAAUACCAUAAUUUUGCUGGGAAAUGCGAAUCAAUUGUUUUUCAAGAUGAUAUAAUUAUUGAAUUGGAGAAACUAAUUUAUUCUUCGUACAAAUAUUCAGACGAUCUUUUAGCUGUCUGUUUAGUGGCUUAUGGUAAUUGCUUAAUUCGGUUACACGAAUUUGAAAUGAGUCGAACUGUAUCAGAUGAGAUGAAAAAUAUUCUUACUAGUAUUUCUGAAAGAUCAUCAUCAGCAGUGAGUUCUAUAAGAGCGACUUUGUGUUUAUUUUUCAUCGAUUCUUCCGACAUCAACGGUCUAACAAUACUGAAAUGGUACAGAAACAAGUCAAAUAUAACAUCCGAAAAGCGAUACCAAAUAUUGUUACAACAAACAUUAUAUACAAUGCAGAAGUCGUCACAUAACGUAAUUACAGAUGAAAUCAUUGAUAACUUAAAAGCACAUUCUACUGAACUUAUUGAUUUGUUUGUCGUUGAUCUAUACAAUUAUCUUUGUAACCGAGACAAGCUUGACUAUGUUUCUGAUUCUACACCUAAUUAUAUCUUCCUAGCAGCAGAAAUCAUAGAAAGUAAUUUGAAUGAAUUUCGAGACGCUAUUCAAAGAAGUUUCUUUGGUGAAGAAAAGUUCAAAAGAGAACUUUAUCUUUCUUGCAAAAAGUAUCCACAUUCCAGUGAAUCAUUCAUAAAAUUUUAUGCGGAUUUUGGUAUCCUCACAAUCGAUUUAGUUGAAAUGUGCGAAGAGUAUGCAGAUGAUUGUUUUUUUGGAAUUGAAGCAGGCCCAAAUUUGAGCAAUAUCAAAGAGGUUGAUCGAGGUUUAAUUGACCAAUUGUUUCAAGUUUUAGAUUUGAAACUUUAUGAUAGAAAAUUCAAAUGUUCUUUAUGGAUACUAAAAUAUCUUGCCGAAAAUCAUAUGAUAUCUUUGUUGGAAGUGCAUCAAAGGAUUCCACUUAUCGAUAAUAUCUUAGAUCACGUCGAAAAUCAGCUGUGGAAGAGUGAAAAAUAUGUUUUUGAUCUCUUAUUGAACACUAGUUGUUUUAGCCACAGAGUUUCUUCCGAUUUUAAAGAAAUAUUUUUUACUAAAAGUGAUAUUGAUGAAGAAUUCGAAAAAGUAACUGAUUUUAUUGACAAGAAACUACUUCUCUUUGUCAGAAAAAAUAAUUUCUAA
Molecule: messenger RNA, 6306 nt
Organism: Rotaria socialis
Lineage: Eukaryota; Metazoa; Rotifera; Eurotatoria; Philodinida; Philodinidae
Source: the annotation of a GenBank genome assembly